Brettanomyces bruxellensis is the source of this 1560-nucleotide messenger RNA. RefSeq lists its product as uncharacterized. Bases 1 to 1560 code for a protein of 519 amino acids. The transcript has a single exon. NCBI's taxonomy places the organism in Eukaryota, Fungi, Ascomycota, Pichiomycetes, Pichiales, Pichiaceae. Gene Ontology annotation, cellular component: cytoplasm. Gene Ontology annotation, molecular function: pyridoxal phosphate binding; carboxy-lyase activity. Gene Ontology annotation, biological process: carboxylic acid metabolic process. The record is from RefSeq and is a predicted model, not a curated record.
AUGACUGUUGAAGAUUCGCCCACUCGUGAUCUGCUAAACAAGAAUCUCGAAUCAAACCGGGCAAAGGAGUUAGAACAACUUCUUAAACCAGCUGUUGAUCUUAUUAUAGAUUUUGUCAAGAAAACAGAUGCUGGGGAGCAGGGAAUCGGCCCACAUUUUGACAAUCCUCGUGACCUAUACAAGAUACUGGAUCUGGAUCGGUUGGAUGAACUAUUUAAGAAGCCAGUGAAAAAUGGCUCUUCUGAUUCGGCUGAGAAGAUGAUCGCCACAUUCCGAACAAUAUUGCACAAUUCCGUGAACACGUGGCAUCCUGGCUUCAUGGAUAAGCUAUAUGCAUCGUCCAAUGCAGUUGGAAUGCUUGCAGAUCUCUUACUAUCAGUUCUAAAUACAAAUUCGCAUGUCUUUACAGUCUCUCCAGCAUUGACUGUAAUUGAACAGAAGGUUGCACAGAAGUAUGCUUCCCUAUUUGGAUAUAAUGGCGCUCAUGCUGGUGGAUUGACUUUCAAUGGUGGAUCGUGGUCCAAUAUAACCAGUCUGCAGAUGGCAAGAAGUCUUUUAUUUCCCGAAACCAAGUUGCAAGGAAACGUGAAGAGGUUUGCCAUUUACACAAGUGUGCACUCCCAUUACAGCGUGGAAAAGGCGGCAAUAUUGCUAGGUCUCGGGGCGAAUGCCGUGUUCAAGAUCCCAGUCGAUGAACAUGGUUGUAUGCGUGUUGAGCUACUUGAACCUACGAUCAAGACCUCAAUUGAGAAAGGCUACACUCCACUCUAUGUGAAUGCCACUGCGGGAACAACGGUGUUUGGUGCAUUUGAUCCAUUCAUUGAGAUUUCUCAAAUUUGUAAGAAGUACCACACCUGGUUUCAUAUCGAUGGCUCGUGGGGCGGAAAUGCGAUCUUCAGCACAAAGAGAAAAGUUGCCUUGAAAGGAUGUGAGCUUGCUGAUUCCAUCACAUCAAACCCUCACAAGAUGUUGGGCGUGCCAACAACAUGCUCAUUUUUGCUUGUUCCCGAUGCCAGAAUAUUUACACAGGCCAACUCCUUGGGUGCUCCGUAUCUUUUCCACAACAUCAGAGAUGAAGGUGAAAACUUCGACUUGGCCAGAGGUACCAUGGGAUGCGGACGCAGAGCAGAUGCUCUCAAGUUCUAUUUGGGCUGGCUCUACUAUGGAACUUCCGGUUAUGAACAGAGAGUAGAUCACGCUUAUGACGUUGGAGAGUACUUUGCCAGACAGAUCUCAAAAAUCAAAGGCUUUGAUCUUGUCAGCAAUAUUCCUCCUCCAUGUUUGCAGGUCUGCUUUUACUAUAAUCCAACACCCGAUAAAAAGCUUAGUGGUGAGCAACUGACGAGGGUCACAAGGUUUAUUGCACGCAAACUACACACUUCGGGAAACUUCUUAACUGAUUAUGCACCGAAUCCGGACGAUUCUGUUUCCGGAGUUGACCACGGCGAAUUCUUCAGGGUAGUUUUCAACUCUCCUGUCGUCACAGCCACAAUUAUUGACGAGUUAAUUGCCUCCAUCCAGAAGUUUGGAAAAGAAUUUAUACCUUUAGACGAGGAGUAA